AUGGACCCUUUCAAACCCCCUCAUGAUCCCCCUCCACCGCGUCCCGUUGAUAGCGAAAACAAUCAGCCCACCAUGGAUCAGUCCUCUGAUCUUACAGACUCUUUGAACCGUCUCACUCUUGCAAAUGCCGCCGCGACUCCUCUACCCUCUUCGCCAUCCCUCUUAUCUCCCGAAGAUGCUACUCCGCGAGCCGCCCUCGCAAGCACGCCCGCGCCGCGCCGUACCCCCAGCUCCAGCUCGCUGCGCGAUGAGCGUCGCAAGUCGACACCAACCCUCCAGAAACGACCAUCCGCCGCGUCUCUACGGUCUGUAUCGAACAACGGUCCUACAUCUCCUAUCGUAGACUCGUCGCGUCGCUCUUCCACCAACUUAGCGGGGUCACCGACCGGCGCCGCGUCGCCCGCGAUAAUGCCCCAGCGGCUCGCGUUCCCACCAGAGCCCCAGCUCCCCACGGCAGCGUCGAUCGCGGCGGAACAUUUCCAGAAAGAAGUCGACCUGCACCAAGUCGUCGAUCUCAAAUCAAAAACCGCUGUGAUCAUUCAUGAUGCUUGCUAUGGCCAUCGCUUCUCGCGCCCGCGCACAUCCAAGAUCUACCUUUCUCAGAUCGUCGAGAGACCAGAGCGCAUUCGCGCAUGCGUGCUAGGAAUAUCCGCGGCUUAUGUUCGUCUUGGUCGUCGACAUGCAGGUGAGCUGCAUGCGCCGCGCCCCGAUCUAGAUGCGCACAUGCUGCCUCCGCCACCGUUCCAAAUUUGCAAGACUUCGCGCAAGCUGGCUCUGUCCGAUAGUGCUGUAACGAGUGUUCAUGGGACUCAAUGGAUGACCGACCUGAAGAGUAUGUGCGACGUUGCUGAGUCGCGCCUGGCUUUGGUAGGCAAGGAACUAGUCAAGCCGCCGGGGCCUGACGGCCAGACUAAAGGGCCCGCUCUGCACGAGGGAGAUCUCUACUUGUGCUCGGAAUCUUUAAACGCCUUUGAGGGUGCCCUUGGUGGUGUUUGUGAAGGUGUCGACACUGUUCUCGGACCCGGUCCUACGAAACGCGCAUUUGUUUGCAUUCGACCUCCAGGCCACCACUGUUCCGCAGACUGGCCGUCAGGUUUCUGCUGGAUUAACAAUGUUCAUGUCGGUAUUUCAUAUGCGGCAUUGAAUCAUGGUCUGACCCAUGCUGCGAUCUUGGAUUUCGAUCUGCACCAUGGAGACGGCUCCCAAGAGAUAACCUGGCACCACAAUUACAAGGCGUCGACUGCCCCGCGCAAUGCUGCUCCUCACAAGAAGACGGCUAUUGGAUACUACAGUCUGCAUGAUAUCAACUCCUACCCCUGCGAGAAUGGCGAUUUUGAUAAAGUGCGCAAUGCGAGCGUUUGUCUUGAUGGUGCGCAUGGACAGUCCAUCUGGAAUGUUCAUCUUGGCACUUGGGAGACUGAAGAUCAGUUCUGGACCCUCUACCAGACCAAAUAUCUUAUUUUGCUUGAAAAGGCGCGCAAUUUCCUCCGUGAGCAAACGCAACGAAUCUCCACGAAUCUUACUGGUCCUCGUCCGAAGGCCGCCAUCUUCAUUUCGGCAGGUUUCGAUGCGAGCGAGUGGGAGAGUACCGGCAUGCAGCGGCACAAGGUCAACGUGCCAACCGAGUUCUACGCACGUUUCACCGCAGAUGUGGUCCGGAUGUCCCAGGAAGAGGGCCUCGGUGUCGAUGGUCGUGUUAUCAGUGUGUUGGAAGGUGGUUACAGUGACCGAGCCCUGAUGAGUGGUGUCCUCAGUCACAUCUCUGGCCUGGGGAGUGAAUCAGUUGAUAACAGUCUAGCUUCUGCCAUGAGAAGCGGGAUGAACCUCUCCGAACUGAACCCCGAUCCUACUCCCCAAAAAGCCUCAGCUCAUACCGAGUACGAUAAAGAGUGGUGGUCUUCAUCCAUGCUGGACGAAGUUGAGGCACUUGCGUAUCCUGCACCGAAGCCGAUCAAAGGCGAGAGAUCUUCGACCCUGUUCAAGGAAACGGAUUCCUUCAAAGCCAAAAAAGUCAAUAUCGUGGACCGCAAGUCUUUCAGCUCCCCAGGGAUGGGCACGCGUCCAGUAAUCUCACCGCCACCUGAAGUUGGCUGGGCUACUGCAGCACACGAACUAUCCAAGAUUCUUAUCCCCGAACAUCGCCAAACGAAGAGCUGUCGACCUGAAGAGCUGAACGCCGAGGCUUCUCGCCAGCGCCGCGAUCGUCAGGUAGCAUUGGACGGCGGUAUCAACCCUGCCAUCAUCCCUCCCCCACCAGAAGUGCCCAGCACCGAGGAAAAGCGACAGUUGCGAGUUCGAAAGACGAAAUCACCAACACCUUAUUCCCCCAGACCUGCCACACCCCGACAGCAAGCGAUGCGCAACAAAAACCGCCGAAGGACCAUUGAUGCAAACGAGCUCCCUGAUCCAUCACGAGAAUCAUCUCCAUCUGUCGACGCGAGUCGCAGAAAGAGUUCAGCUCCUGCGCCCAUCAGCCUUGAUUUGACGAGUACCAUCGACGAGGUGUCCACGGACAAAGACCCUGCGACCCCUUCAAAAUCUCCCGCAAAGCCCACCGCAAGGAAAAUAAGCGGUGGCUCUCGCUCAGGCACACCCAGACGCACAGCAAGCCCCCGAAAGCCUCCGCCAGUCCCAAAGGUCCCAACUUCAUUCCUACCUUCAAAGCUCAGCGAAGGAGUAUCCGCCCCGAAAGAUGAUAGCAUGGAAAAGCUCACAAGUGGUCUCCAACGAGUCAAACUGACCAUGCCAAACCCGUACAAAAAUCUGCCCGAUCCUUCUCGAGGCAACGGACCCUCCCGGCCACCCCCAAGCCUAGCUUCACCCGCCUUCCCCCAAGCCCAAGUUGGCCAACCCCAGGGCCCAAUGCAAGAUCUCCCAGUCUUUACAUCCAGCAGCCCCAUCCCCUUUGCUACACCAGAGACGCAAACUCCCAACCAGGGGCCAUCUCGUCCUCCUCCCACUGCUCCUGAGACUCCUGAGAACCAGAGCUCUCAGGAGCCUCGCUCUUUCUAUCAGUGA
Molecule: messenger RNA, 3018 nt
Organism: Penicillium atrosanguineum
Lineage: Eukaryota; Fungi; Ascomycota; Eurotiomycetes; Eurotiales; Aspergillaceae
Product: histone deacetylase hosB
Exons: 1
Coding region: 1-3018 (1005 amino acids)
Cellular component (GO): nucleus
Molecular function (GO): histone deacetylase activity
Source: RefSeq, a predicted model, not a curated record